CUACACCGCACUCUCUUCUUCUUCUUCUUCCUUCUUCUCUGUUUUUCUCUCUCCUUGUGUUUGGAACCAUGGAUAAUGUUAAACUUGUUAAGAAUGGUGUCUUGAGAUUGCCACCUGGAUUCAGAUUUCAUCCUACUGAUGAAGAACUUGUUGUUCAAUACCUUAAGAGGAAAGUUUGUUCUUCUCCUUUGCCAGCUUCAAUCAUCCCUGAGUUUGAUGUUUGCAGAGCUGAUCCUUGGGAUUUACCUGGCAAUUUGGAGAAGGAGAGGUACUUCUUUAGCACAAGGGAAGCUAAGUACCCAAAUGGGAACCGGUCUAACCGGGCAACUGGGUCUGGUUAUUGGAAAGCUACCGGUAUUGAUAAACGGGUUGUGACCUCUAGAGGAAAUCAAAUCGUUGGUUUGAAGAAAACUCUUGUGUUCUACAAGGGAAAACCACCUCAUGGCUCAAGAACCGAUUGGAUCAUGCACGAAUAUCGCCUCUCUUCUUCUCCUCCGAGUUCUAUGGGUCCCACUCAGAACUGGGUUCUCUGUCGUAUCUUCUUGAAGAAAAGAGCCGGAAACAAGAACGACGACGACGACGGAGAUAGCCGGAAUCUUAGACAUAAUAAUAAUAAUUCGAGUGACCAAAUUGAUAUAAUUACAACAAACCAAACAGAUGAUAAAACAAAACCAAUCUUCUUCGAUUUCAUGAGAAAAGAAAGGACUACAGAUUUGAACCUUUUGCCUAGCUCCCCUUCUUCCGAUCAUGCUUCAAGUGGAGUCACGACGGAGAUCUUCUCUUCUUCCGAUGAAGAGACCAGUAGUUGCAAUAGUUUCAGAAGAAAUCUUUAAUUUAAUUUUAAUGUUGACUAUCUUAAUAAGUUAUAAUAAUUUUA
Molecule: messenger RNA, 877 nt
Organism: Arabidopsis arenosa
Lineage: Eukaryota; Viridiplantae; Streptophyta; Magnoliopsida; Brassicales; Brassicaceae
Source: the annotation of a GenBank genome assembly